AUGCCGUCGUUCACAAUUCCGAUCACCUCGCGCGAAAGCUCGCCUGAGUCAGGCGAUGAAGAAGAGAACCAUGAUCGGCCCCGUCACGACGAGGAGAGCGAAACUGAUACGUCCGACGAUGACGAGGACGACGAGGACGUCACUCCCACCAUCAUGGACGGCAUGGACGACAGUAGCUCGGAAGGCAGCCUGGAGUCAGAAGACCGCAUUGACGCCGCGGCACAGGCCUUGCAAGUUUAUCAAGACAAUAAUGCGCAGCGGGGUGCGCACUUUCACGGAGCCUGCCCAGCUGGCCAAAAGCUUUAUGAUGCGAUCAAAGCAGAAGAGCUGUCCCUAGUGGGCUUGUUCGCGCGACUCCGCGUUCGACAGCUUAACCUGAACCAAACCAAUGGAAAUCUCAGGACCGAGAACGAUGAACUGAGGGAAAAGAUCAAGCGGUUGGAAAAGAAACCAGAGCCUCCCACCCCAUGGUAUGAGUUACUGCACGAAUAUAUCACCAAUCCGCAUUGCUCGAGAGAAAAAUACCCAAAAAUCUACACGCUCUGCUGCCGGCAGGAGAACAUGAGCAAGAAGCUCUGGGCGACUCAUCCAGACCUGAAGCUGGUCGACAAGGUGCUGAGCGAUGGGGAAUUGCGCUUUCAGUACGAGACAGCCACGGAAGGCCAGUCCUCGUCGUCGGGUUCAAGCAGAUCGCCCCUCUGGGCGGUGUUUGGCCGUAGACCUCCCUCUGCCGUCCCACGCCACCUCUCAACUGUCGCCUUCCCGCAGAGAUUCACGCGCACUCAGCCGCUGCAACUCCUAUGUGCACCCAAGAAACACUUUGCGUUCGCCAAGCUCCCACCUGAGGUCCAGGCCAAGAUAUUCCGAAUUUCACUGGUGAAGGAAAAUCUCAUUCACUGCCUUUCUCGCCUUGACCGAAAGAACGCGCCGCCCAACUUUCCAGCCGAACGCAGGCCACGGCACACUGAGCUGCCGAAUCGUUUCCACGUAGGUGGUGAGCCCUGCUGUGUAAGCACGGCCAGUAAGCCGAAUGACGUCCUAAUGAUCCUGCUUGUCUGCAAGCGCUGGUGCUAUCUCGGUGUGCAUGCCUUCUACGGCAAUAAUACCUUCGCGUUCUCCUCGCUUGGCGAGCUGGGAAGGUUCUGUAGGGGCAUCGGGCCCGCCCGGCUUGCUCGCAUCCGCAAUAUGGAGCUGUUCUGGCAUGGGUCUCUUAUGGCCGCAAAGCCGCAGGUGAUCAAAGACGAUCCGCACAGCCGUCGGCAUAGAGUUUGGAAAACCAAUCAACGAACUCUGCCCCUGAAGUCUCUGCUUAUCGCGCUGCGCCUAGAGACCCUCGCAGUCCAUAUCCAAGAGGCUGACGAGGACCGCAUGCGCCGCGAGUACGAGAUGAAAUAUGUCAAGGAUCGUGAAACAGACUACCACAAGGAGGACAUCAUGCAGCAAGACGUCUUUGGCGCCAUGUGCCAUCGUACGGAGUACCAUGCGAAUUAUCGCAAAUACCGUAGCCUACGGACCUGUCACGGGAUGGACUAUAUCUAUCAACUCCGCGGUUUACGCUGGGUCCGAUUCUAUGAGUUCAACGGAGUUAAAAAUAGGCAGCCGGUUCGCGACUAUACAUUCGUCGAAGAUAUCAACUCUGUCAUUACGAAACCCAAGGCAGAGAAGCACGCCAUUAAGUCCCUCUUGCAUAACCUCCCUAAGAUCGAAGGUCUAGGGAAGUGGGAACCUUCUGAACAGGACAAGAAGGUCGUUGACGAGUUGUUCAGCAUUUCGGGAACUCAGGCCUAUGCAGACGCUCAAAGGCUAGCGGAGGCACAAGCUGCUGAGGAAGAAGAGAACGGUAGCGACAUCGAUAUUGAAGAUGACGUGGACGACCCGCUCGCUCCAACGGCUCCUCCUGUGCCAUCAGGUUCCCCAGCUGGCUCGUUUCUAUACGCAGAUAUGGUUAUCCCCGACGAGGACGAUGUUGAGGCUCCUUCCGAGAGCGGUGAAGGCAACGUUCACAGCCACGGUGAUGAUCUCUCCGAUACGGACUCUGAUUCGAGCGAUUCUGAAUCCGGGCACGGUCCUGAGCACGGGUUUGAGCAUGCCUUCAACCCCGUGCAACCUCCUCCCGGGACUGGCGGCGUUCCUGCAAACAUGAAGAGUGAAACCUCGGCUCACGAGUGCGAACCAAUGGACCUUGGUAUGAUCGACCUCACGGCCAAUGACGACAAUGUCAGCAGGUCGUCGAAAACCUCGACAAGUCUGUUCGUCCGCUCGGAUCGUUCCGAGCAAGAAAUCACACCAGCUAAUGAGAGUGACGUAAACCGAAAUCCCAAUAUCAAAUUGGAAAGUAGUAGCAGCAGUAGCAAGAGUUCAGAAGAGAGCGAGGGGCUCUUCGUCAGCCGGGACGACGACAACAACAACUACCCCGAGAUUGCCAUGACCACUCCCCCUUUUGGUUCCUCCACGAUACAGUUCCCGACCCGGUUCCAGCAUCCAAUGUCGAAUGGCAGCCGCGCUGGCUCGGUCCGUUCAAACUCAUCGUCGUCAAGCAAGCGCAAGGCUCUCCAUGAGUCGGGCAACACUCGCGACAACGCGAUCAGCCUGCUUGAUGACGACGAUUCCAAUGAUGAAGGCGACGACGACGUCAUCUUGGUCAAGCGUCGUCGUUCACAGUAG
Messenger RNA from Microdochium trichocladiopsis, 2664 nucleotides. RefSeq lists its product as uncharacterized. The coding region runs from base 1 to 2664 and encodes 887 amino acids. The record is from RefSeq and is a predicted model, not a curated record. The transcript has 3 exons. NCBI's taxonomy places the organism in Eukaryota, Fungi, Ascomycota, Sordariomycetes, Xylariales, Microdochiaceae.